AUGUUGUUACUCGGUGGAAUUCCACAUAUGAAAUGCUGUCACGUUUUUUUGGAAAUCAAAGAAGCCAUAAUUUCUACAUUAGCCAUUUUGGGAAAUGAUUUGGAUGCGUCUUUAGCAACUCAUGACUGGAAAAUUAUUCAGUAUGCUGCUCGAGUAUUGAAAUUGUUUCUAGAUGUCACUAAUAAAAUUUGUGCGGAAAAGACUGUUACAUUAUCAAAAAUCAUUCCUUAG
This is a messenger RNA of Diabrotica balteata, 231 nucleotides long. NCBI's taxonomy places the organism in Eukaryota, Metazoa, Arthropoda, Insecta, Coleoptera, Chrysomelidae. The record is from the annotation of a GenBank genome assembly.